AUGAGUAUAUCUGUUGUGGGGUCGUUGAACUACGAUUUGGUGACUUAUACGGAACGUGUUCCCGACGCAGGUGAGACUUUCCGGGCCAAUUACUUCGAAACUCAUGUCGGGGGAAAGGGGCUAAACCAAGCGGUGGCUCUUAGAAAACUGAAAGAUAGUUCUGUUCCUUACGGUAUAAGAAUGGUUGGGAAUGUAGGCACUGAUAGUUUUGGAGAUGCCCUAUUGGGCUUGCUGCAAUCUCAUGAUAUAGAUGUGUCACAUGUGCGCAAAAGUGAGGGUGUUCGGACAGGAGUGGCUACAAUUCUUGUAGAGAACAGCACUGGACAAAACAGAAUUUUGAUCACUGAGGGUGCUAAUGGUAAGACUGUGUAUGGUAGCAAGGAACUUGAGACCAUUUUUCCUGAAACUGAGGAUCGCAAUAUGGUUGUAUUUCAACAGGAGACCCCAGACCCCUGUUCAGUUAUGCGCUGGUUAAAAAAGAACAGACCUGACCACCAAAUUGUAUUCAAUCCGUCCCCCUUUAAGGCAGUGGAUAAAGAGGAUUGGCAGCUCGUAGAUGUCUUGAUUGUGAAUGAAAUUGAAUCGUUACAAAUCGUUCAGACAGUGUUCCCUCGCGAUGAGGUAAAAAAAUAUGAAGCUGAAAUUGAAAAGGACUUCAUGAAGGGCUACAAUGCCGUUUGCAAAAUUUUACAGGAACAGUGCGUUAGUGAGAAGGGUCCUGCAAUUGUUAUAAUCACAUUGGGUUCGAAAGGUGCUCUAUACUGCUCUAACGAAAACAAGGAGAUCAAAUUUUUACCUGCAGCUGCUAAUGUUCAUGUAGUGGAUACAACCGCUGCCGGGGAUACAUUUUUGGGAGCAUUUACUACACAGUUUUAUCAAGGUGCUAAUAUUAAUGAAGCUAUCAAAUUCAGCACAAGGGCAAGUUCAGUGACCAUCCAGAGAAAGGGAGCCGCGGAGAGUAUCCCUAUGUAUGAUGAAAUUGUCAAUAAAUAA
Messenger RNA from Huiozyma naganishii CBS 8797, 993 nucleotides. It is a transcript of the gene RBK1, whose product is annotated as putative ribokinase. Gene Ontology annotation, molecular function: ribokinase activity. Lineage: Eukaryota; Fungi; Ascomycota; Saccharomycetes; Saccharomycetales; Saccharomycetaceae. The coding region runs from base 1 to 993 and encodes 330 amino acids. The record is from RefSeq and is a predicted model, not a curated record. Gene Ontology annotation, biological process: D-ribose metabolic process. The transcript has a single exon.